Molecule: messenger RNA, 2343 nt
Organism: Rotaria sp. Silwood2
Lineage: Eukaryota; Metazoa; Rotifera; Eurotatoria; Philodinida; Philodinidae
Source: the annotation of a GenBank genome assembly
AUGACUCCUAUUCAUAUAUGUGCUGCAGCUGAUCAUGGUGAUCUUUUAGAAAUUUUAUUAAAACAUAAUGUUGAUAUUAAUUUACUUGAUGAUCAAGGACAAACUGCAUUACAUCAUGCAGUUAAAAAUGGACAUUUGAAUGCUUGUCGAUUUUUAAUUACUCAUAAAAUUGAUACUUCAAUUGUAUCAUCUUAUGGACAAACAGCAUUAGAUAUGGCUUCAGUAUCGAAUAUUCAACAAUUAUUAAUGACAUAUGAAAAUGAAAAAGUUAUAUUAACACCAAAUAUAACCGAUCUUCAAUUACAAUUACUUGAAGCAUCAAAAUCCGGUGAUCUUGAUGUUGUUAAGCGUGUACUCACUUUCAAUCCAUCAUUAGUUAAUUGUCGUGAUGUCCAAGGUAGAAAUAGUACUCCACUUCAUUUUGCUGCAGGAUAUAAUCGUAUACAAGUUGUUGAAUAUUUAUUAGCAAUGGGUGCUGAUGUAACAGCUAGAGAUAAAGGUGGUCUUGUUCCUUUACAUAAUAGUUGUAGUUAUGGUCAUCUUGAAGUAACAGCACUUUUACUUAAUAAUGGUGCAUCAUCUCAAGUAACUGAUUUAUGGAAAGUCACACCAUUACAUGAAAGUGCAGCUAAAGGAAAAUUUGAAAUAUGUAAAUUACUUAUUAAAUAUGGUGCUGAUAUAAAUAAAAAAAAUCGUGAUGGUGCAAUACCACUCGAUUUAGUUAAAGAUCGUGAUAGUGAUGUAGCUGAUUUACUUCGUGGUGAUAGUGCUAUUUUAGAAUUAGCUAAAAAAGGAAAUUUAGAACGAUUAAGAAAAUUAUUAACACCAGAAAAUGUUAAUUGUCGUGAUCCAUUAGGACGAAAUAGUACAUCAUUACAUUUAGCUGCUGGAUAUAAUCAUUAUGAAAUAGCACAAUUUUUAUUGGAAAAUGGUAGUAAUCCAAAUGCUGUUGAUAAAGGUGGAUUAAUAGCUCUUCAUAAUGCAUCUUCAUUUGGUCAUGUUGAUGUUGCUACUUUAUUGAUUAAUUAUCAUUCCGAUGUUAAUGCUCGUGAUAAUUGGUCAUAUACACCUUUACAUGAAGCAGCAUCUAAAGGUCGUACUCAAUUAUGUUCUUUAUUACUUGCUCAUGGUGCAAAUCCAUAUCUUCGAAAUCAAGAUAAUCAAACUCCAUUAGAUUUAGCUACCGCUGAUGAUGUUAAAUCGUUACUAUUAGAUGCAAUGUCAACUCCAGUAACUCCACCAUCACCAACUGAUAGUCAUUGUCGAACAACAUUAACACUUGCAACUCGUGAAACAACAUCAAUACUGGGUGCAGAAACUAAUAAUAAUAAUAAUAAUAUUAAUUCAAGACAACGAUUAUCAUCUGCGUCAAGUUUACAACAAUCAACUAUUCAACGUCAUUUACCUAUUGGUGAUGGUAGUAUGAGUUUGAUAACAGAUGAUGAACGCCGAGAACAAGCACUUCAUAUGACAAUGGAUGAAUUUUUAAGUUUAUGCCAAUUUCAAUUGAGUCAACAACAAGAUUCUUUAAGAGAAUUAUUUGAACGUGAACAUAUAACACUUGAUAUACUUGCUGAAAUGACACAUAAUGAUUUGAAAGAUAUUGGUAUUGUUGCUUAUGGUGAACGACAUAAAUUACUCAAAGGUAUUGAACGAUUAUAUAAACAAGCAAAAGAUCCAUGGUCAAAUAUACCUGAUAGAGGAUCAAUUUUUAUUGAACUUGAUUCAAAUGAUCAAGAAUAUCGACUUGUUGAAGAUGCAUUACAAAGUACUAUUCGUGAACAUAAAGAUAAUUGUGGUGGAAUAUUUACUCGUUAUGUAGUAUUAAAAAUUGAAAAAAUACGUAAUCGGCGUUUAUGGGAUCGUUAUUGUCAUCGUCGAAAUGAAAUUCAAGAAGAUAAUAAUGGUCAUGAAAAUGAACGUUUACUUUUUCAUGGUUCACCAUUUCUUCAUUCAAUUAUGCACAAAGGUUUUGAUGAACGACAUGCAUCUAUAACUGGCAUGUUUGGUGCAGGUAUUUAUUUUGCAGAAAAUUCUUCAAAAUCAAAUCAGUAUGUUUAUGGUAUUGGUGGUGGAAAUGGAUGUACAUUACAUAAAGAUAAAUCAUGUUAUUUAUGUUCAAGACAAAUGCUACUAUGUCGUGUUUGUCUCGGACGAUCAUUUUUACAAUUUAGUGCAUCGAAAUUAGCUCAUGCACCACCUGGCCAUCAUUCAGUUAUAGGUCGGCCAACACAAGGUGGUCUAGCUUAUCCCGAAUAUGUUAUUUAUCGUGGUGAACAAGCUUAUCCUGAAUAUUGUAUUACAUAUAAUCUGUUAAAUCCAGUGAAUAACGACAAUGAAUAA